Molecule: messenger RNA, 2096 nt
Organism: Lentinula edodes (shiitake mushroom)
Lineage: Eukaryota; Fungi; Basidiomycota; Agaricomycetes; Agaricales; Omphalotaceae
Exons: 3
Coding region: 210-1673 (487 amino acids)
Source: RefSeq, a predicted model, not a curated record
GCAAUUGCAGAGAUGUCGCCAAUGUUGCUGAAUGUAAUAUACAAGUUACAACAACACAGCCUUGCUGCCGUCCUUCAUUCCAGCCUGUAGAUGGCAACCGUUUGCAUUCGUCAUUGAGUCAGGCUCAUUGAUCAUCCUCAUCAACGAUCUACUAAUAUCCUCUUGUCCCUUCCUCUAUCUUGUUUCCUGUCUAGAUACACACCUACUAUAUGACUACUCCCAGCACGUCGGUUCCCCGACUGGUUAUCGUGGAUGACACGGAUCCCACCAUUCAAUACUCGCCAUCGAGCGCGUUCUCCCUCGAUUCGACAGGAACCUUAGAUUAUUUUGGUAAUGGAGGCCCAGUAUUCAACCAGACCCUCACCGGGACCACCACAAAUGCCUCGUUGAGCUACACCUUUAACGGGACCUUCGUCCGCGCCAUGGUCGCUGCGGUUGGAACAACUUAUUCCUGGAAUUGUACAGUGGACGGCCAUCAAAUCACUAGUUUCACGGUCAAUACAAACCAGGUUACCAACUAUAUCGCCUGCGACUCUGCAGGGAUUCUGCAGGGCACAACGAGCAACCAUACGUUGGACGUAAAUCUUUUCUUCCUUCCGACUGAUACCUCAAAUUCCACGCAGUCCCUCUGGCUCGAUAGCAUUCAAUAUCAACCAUUACCGUCCGAUCCGCUGGAUUCUGUUAUGCUCAGAGUACAUAACAGUGAUCCUUCAGUUACAUACAGCAAUAGCUCUGGAGGUUGGAGUUGGCAAGGGUUCGAAUCAAAUAGUACACAGAGAACGGGCACAAGCAUGAACUUCGCAUUCAAUGGUUCCUCUGUAUCCCUGUAUUCAGUGAACUUUGGAUCUCCUACUCUAUUCAAUGCCAGUACAGCUUUCUACGCCAUCGACGGAAAUACGGGCGUAAACUUUGAUCUCCCGGGUAGCGCGAAAUCACAGAACACCGGCAAUUACUCGAACAUAAUAAACUACCCUCUCUUCACCGCUUCCAAUCUAUCAACUUCCCCACACAACAUCGAAGUAGCCACCUCAUACAACGGCAGCAAAACACCCCAGUAUCUCAGUAUUGACUAUUUCAUCGUUAAAACAAAUCCCGCUAACUCUACAUCCCUGGAACAUGCGAGCAACUCCUCCUCAAUCGAUUCCACAAGUAGAAGUCAUAGCAAUGUCGCCUCUAUAGUAGGAGGUGUUAUAGGCGGGGUCAUCGGCCUCGCCGCCCUCCUCUCUCUUCUCUACUAUCUCCGGAAACGGAAACAAGAUCAAUACAGUGGUAUGAUGUUGGAUAUUACGGGAGGUGGUCCAGGUUAUUAUCGUUCAAGCGCGUUUGGGGGGGAUACCCUGGAAGUAACUCCUUUCAUCACGUCCGCUGCGCCUCCCGGAACAACCCACAUUCCCAUGAAAUACGCUGCUGCUCAAGACUCUACUGCCUAUACAGGUCUCCCGUCUGCUUCUUCGAGUGCAGCAGGAUCUUCUUCGUCAUCGGGCCACCCAGAGCACUCUUCCGGAUGGGAUUCCAAUCGAUUCGUGAUGUCGAAACGCCCUCGGAUUCUGCAGGUGGAGGACGAACAGUUACAGAGAAGUCAAAUACACCAACACGAUGAUAGUGGUGUGCGGAUACCACCUAGAGAUGAUGGGAUGAUUGAUGAUGUCCCGCCAACAUAUACAGAAUCUUGACGAGCGUUUAAUGCUAACCCGAGCAUGUGUCUACCAACUCCGGACUUUUUUCCUCUUCUUUUCUUGGUUCAUUGAUCUAAGAAUGUAUGUACAUUUAUCGCAUGUCGGAAGUUUACUGCGAUAGUGCAGGAUGGUGCCAACUCUUGCUGAGAUGCUCAGUGCUUUCCGUUGCUUUCCAGGUGAUUUCUUCUGAACAGGACCUGGACGGAGCGGCCACUAGCACUGGCUGGUGACAUGUGACACUCCCACUAGUUGAAUCCCCUUGUCGAAUCUUGUCGAAUUACAUCCGUCAUCUUUAGCAUUGUCCCUUAAACUUGCAUUGGACUUGGACUUGGCGGGCAGCGUUUUCACCGCCUACUUAGUGUCCGACACAGCGGCGCUUUGGAAGCCUCAUGAAAGCUUAGGAAGCGGGAACUGUUUUUU